Messenger RNA from Glarea lozoyensis ATCC 20868, 1602 nucleotides. Its product is annotated as Creatinase/aminopeptidase. The record is from RefSeq and is a predicted model, not a curated record. NCBI's taxonomy places the organism in Eukaryota, Fungi, Ascomycota, Leotiomycetes, Helotiales, Helotiaceae. Gene Ontology annotation, molecular function: metalloaminopeptidase activity; manganese ion binding. The transcript has 3 exons. Gene Ontology annotation, cellular component: mitochondrion. Bases 1 to 1602 code for a protein of 533 amino acids.
AUGAGUCUGAGGAGACUUCCCAUACGCCAUCUGGGCCAGUUGCCCACAUCUCUGGCUUCACCAUGUGCAAGUGCAAGAUCUGGAUGCACCUCAUCGAGGAUACCCGCGAAUCGAAGGGCACAGAGCUCUAGAACGGCUUCCACGCGCCAUCUCGCACAGCAGGACUGCACAGCACAUCGACUGCCAAUAAGAUCAAUAUCCUGUGGGUUCGGAGGCAGGAUCAGAGGGAGCAGGGCCUAUGCUUCUGUGUCUGCGGCUGAGCUACAAUUCGGCCAGCCAGUCCACGAAACGCAUCCGCAUCUGCUGAGAGCGGGCGAGUUAACGCCUGGCAUCACGGCCCAAGAGUACGCGGAUCGGAGGGCGAAUCUAGCUGCGAGUUUGCCCAAGAACGGAAUUGCCAUUCUCGCCUCAUCAGAUACCAAAUAUCGAUCCGGCGCCGUUUUCUACGAAUUCCACCAAGAGCCAAACUUUUUAUACUUGACGGGAUUCAACGAACCUGAGGCAGUAGCUGUAAUCCAGAAAGUUGGAACGGGAUCGGACUAUAAUUUUCAUUUGUUUUUACGUCCCAAAGAUGCCAGAGCCGAGUUAUGGGACGGUGCUCGAUCUGGAGAACAAGCAGCGCUUGACGUGUUCAAUGCAGAUGAGUCGGGCGAUAUUAACAACCUUCACUCUUUACUUCCGCCGUUAAUAAAAAGUGCAAGCGAGGUCUAUACAGACAUCGCCAAGCCAGCAGGGUUUGGUCGAUUCUUCCAAAGUCAAGAUGAUCAGGCCAAUGACUUCCAGAAAAUGGUCAAACACAGCAAGGUCAAGCCACUUAAACCUUUGAUGAAUACCAUACGAGUUAUUAAAAGUCGAGCGGAAAUUGCCAAUAUGCGUAAAGCUGGGAAAAUAUCUGGGCGUGCUUUCACGAAUGCAAUGCGCCAACAGUUCACCAAAGAAAAAGACCUCGGUGCUUUUAUGGAUUAUAAUUUCAAAACUGGCGGAUGUGAAACUUCUGCUUAUAUUCCUGUUAUUGCCGGAGGCAAAAACGCCUUAGCCAUACAUUAUGUCCAGAACAAUGAUGUGCUAAAGGACGGCGAGAUUGUUCUGGUCGAUGCGGGAGGUGAGUACGGAGGAUACAUCGCAGACAUAACGAGAUCAUGGCCCAUAAAUGGUAAAUUCUCCGAUGCCCAAAAAGACCUCUACGAGGCAAUACUGCGAGUUCAGAGGUCUAGCGUAGCUCUGUGCAGAGAAAGUACCAACAUGUCCUUGGAUAACAUCCAUGAAAUCACGCAAAGCGGACUCAAGGAUGCCUUGAAGAGUCUUGGAUUUGAUGUCUCUGGUGAUGCAAUGGAUGUGCUUUUCCCACAUCAUGUGGGACAUUACAUUGGGCUGGAUGUACACGAUUGUCCAGGAUACACUCGGUCAACGGCUCUCAAAGCUGGAUAUUGUGUGACAGUAGAGCCGGGAAUUUAUGUUCCCAAUGAUGAAAGAUGGCCGGAGCAUUUUAGAGGGAUAGGUAUUAGGAUUGAAGAUAGUGUAUGUGUUCAAGAAGAUACAGCAUUGGUCUUGACUACGGAGGCUGUAAAAGAAGUUGUUGAUAUAGAAGCUCUGAGAGAGUAG